Dendrobium catenatum is the source of this 2740-nucleotide messenger RNA. RefSeq names its product coilin. NCBI's taxonomy places the organism in Eukaryota, Viridiplantae, Streptophyta, Magnoliopsida, Asparagales, Orchidaceae. Bases 48 to 2390 code for a protein of 780 amino acids. The transcript is spliced from 16 exons. Gene Ontology annotation, molecular function: U1 snRNA binding; U2 snRNA binding. Gene Ontology annotation, biological process: spliceosomal snRNP assembly. The record is from RefSeq and is a predicted model, not a curated record. Gene Ontology annotation, cellular component: Cajal body.
UAGCAGCAAGCCCGGUGAGAGCGCAGUGACGCGUCCGUUGUCCAGUUAUGAGUGAACCCGUGAGGCUACGCGUGGUGUUCGAGGACGCCGGUCUCCUGCGUGGAUCGCAGAGGCGGCGAGGGCUUCAGAGGUGCUGGCUCCAACUCCGACCUGGUAUUGACACCAUUGCCGACCUUGCUGCACACCUCCAUGUGACCUUCGGUCUCCAAAACUCCUGCCCUCACGGGCUCAUUAUCUCUAUGGAUGGUUUUGUUUUGCCAUUGUUCGAAUCAACAUGCAUUCUUAAGGAUGAGGACAUAAUCAUGAUUAAAAAGAAUGGCGUAAUGUUCCAUGAUUUUGUAAAGUUUUGUGGUAGUCAAAAUGAAGAAAAGGUUAUUCAAAGAAGACCAAUUUCAGCAUUUAACAAUAGGAUCUUGGCAAUUAUGGAUACUCAAGUAGAUUCACAAGGAGAUGAAAAUGAUAAGCAUCUUUUUAAUAGGAGCACAGUCCAUGUUGAAACACCACCAAGUGAACAAAUGAAUGAACAUUGCGAGAGAAAACAUUUUAAUAAACUUCAAGGAUCAAAUAAUACUUUAGCUAUCACGGAUUCUCAGGGGAAUUCACAAGGAGAUGAGGAGAAUGUUGGUCUUCAUGGAAAUAUAGAAAAUAAGGAAACUACAUCAUAUAAAAUGGUGAAUGCAAAGCGCAAGAAAAAACACGCCAACAAACUUCAAUAUCCAGAUACUUUGGCAAAUAAGGAUUCUCAAGCAGAUUCACAAGGAUAUAAAGCUGAUUUGGGUUUUCUUUUCCCACACAAGGAAACUUCAUCAAGUGAAAUGAUUAAACAGACUAGAAAGAGAAAACAUUUUAAUAUACUUGGGAGCUCAGAUGAUACUUUGGCUAUUAAAGAUUCUCAAAGAAAUUCAAUGAGGGAAGAAGAUGAUGUUCUUCAUGGGAAUACAGCUCACAAGGAAGCUACGUCAAAUGAAAUGAUGAAUACAAAGCCCAAAAGAAAACAUUCUAACAAACUUCCGGCCUAUGAUACUUUGGCUAUUAAGGAUUUUCAUGGAGGUUCACAAGGUGAUGAGCAGAAUGUUGGUCUUAAUGGGAAUAUAGCGAGUUUGGGAACCACAUCAAAUGAAAAGAUGAAUGCAAAGCACAAGAAAAAUCACACUAAUAAAUCUCGAUCGUCAGAGAAUGAAUCCAAGGGAAAUGAUGAUGGACUUGCAUCAAAGAAUGACCAAAGUGGAGAUGCCGUGAAGGUGCCAUCCAGAAGUGCUCGUCGGAAGAAAGCCAAAAGAAUUUGGCAUCGUACUUUAAAGAAAGAAAAAAAGGUUAUUGUUUCUGAAUUCUCGGAAGGUGACAACCAGAAAAAGGAACCAAAAUAUGCAAAUGAUGACCAGAAUACCGAUGCGGAUGAAGAAAUUGUUCAUGUUGUAGUUCCUGGUCAUAUUCAUUUUGAGUCUUCUGAUGCAUGUAGAGUGCGGUCAGAUGAACCACAGAAAACUCUUCAGUGGAAUGGGACAACGAGCAAGAAGAAGGGGCAAAAAUGGGGUCGAGAGGAUACCUUUAACAAAUGGGAUGAUGAUACUUCAAAUUGUUUAAGCAAUGUUAAAUCUUGUGAUGCUAAGGAAGAAAAGCUAGUUGAAGUUUCUAAUGAAAAAUCCGCUAUUGAAGAAGUGGAAGCCUAUAAAGAGUCUAUUGUUAAUCAAGUAGAGCCGGUUAAUGGGUGCAGUGGAAAUUCUGUUGCUAAAGAAUUUGAGGAAGUUAAGCAGCCGUUUGAAUUUGAGAGCUUCAAGCCCCUUCUUCGUUUUCCUGAGGAAGGUGAUGUACUAGUCUACCGUGUUGUUGAACUAUCAUCUUCAUGGUGCCCACAGCUUUCUACUUUCCGAGUUGGCAGGGUUUCAUCAUAUGACUGCAGCUCUUCAAAAGUUAUCCUGCUUCCACUCCCUGAAUACCCCCUUAUAUCGGAAGAGAGAUUAGAUGAAGGGCAAGAAAGUAGUAGCCUUUAUAAAGAAGAUGGAACUUUAGAGAUUGAUUUCCCUUCUCUUGUGGAUGUGAGGUUGUUUAAAGCCGCUGAGUCUAUAGAAACAACUCCCAGCACUACUCCAAUAGAAAGUCAGAAUGCUGCUGCCGUACAUAUUCAGGAAUCCGCAUCUUGUAGCAGCAACAGGAUAGAAAUUAGUUCCGAUUAUACAGUGAAUGAUCAGCUUAGUGAGGGCUGGGAGGUCAUAAACCGGGCCCUGAACGAGAAGAAAGCUCAGCUUCAGAAGCAAAAUGAUUUGGAUAAAAGAAAGUCCAGCUUAAAAACUACCUCAACUGGUCCAUGGUCUUACAGUGCAUUGAGAAGGAAUGCUUUGGGUCCAACUUUAAGCAUGUUAAGAAACAGUAAUGAUGAUACUGGCAAGUGAAUGUACCAUGACGUCCAACUUCACCAUCCUCGUCUCAACUGAUGUCAUUUGAUUUUCUUUGGGCAUUUUGUUUACUUGCUAAAUGAACAACUGUACCUGGCAUUAUAAUACUUGCCUAUUCUUGUAGUUUCAUCUGUGGCUAUUUAGAUACUACAGAUUUGAGACUUUUGCUAGACGAUACUCAUUUGUGCUGAUUAUAAAUUUUGUCCAAGCAUGGCCAUGGAAACAUAACAAUGAAGGACUGUAGCCCCGGACCUGGGCGGGAUUAAGAGCUAUUUUUAAAUGUGAACUUGUUUCAUUUAUAUUUUAAAAGCGUCUAGUUCAUGAAAACUAGUUCAUGUUACUUCCAA